CACACUGCAACUGCAUAAGCCUAAACCCUGAAAUUCCACCGGCUACGAUACGAUCCUCAUAGCAUCCGACUUCCUCUCUCACAGCCUCUCUUAGGGUUGGUUCCGCGACAUGGACGAAGAUAUGUCCCGGCGAGUUCAGGUCCGGUUCGUCACGAAGCUGAAGCCUCCAUUGAAGGUCCCUUCCGCUUCGAUCGCAGUCCCUGCUAAUCUCACCAGAUUGGGCCUCUCCGCCGUCGUCAACAAUCUCAUCCAAUCCGGAAGCCCGGAUUGGAAUCCGGAGCCAUUUGAUUUUUUGAUUGAUGGUGAGCUCAUUCGGAUGUCUCUCGAGCAGUUUCUUCUCGCCAAAGGCGUUUCUGCGGAGAAGAUAUUGGAGAUUGAGUACAUUAGAGCUGUAGCCCCACGGAAAGAGGAAGACGCAUCUGUGCAUGAGGACUGGGUUAGUGCAGUUGAUGGGUCCAAUCCCGGGUUCAUUUUGACAGGAUGUUAUGAUGGUUUAGCAAGGGUAUGGGAUGCUCCUGGAUCAUGCAGUCAUAUAUUAGGAGGACACAGUGAUGCAAUUACUUCUGUUAGCGUCAUUGAUCAGGAAGGAGCUGAGAGUGUUUGUGUGGCAACUGCAUCAAAAGAUAGGACCCUAAGGUUGUGGAAGAUUCAUUACAAGGGAUCUCUUAAUUCUCCUGCGAUGAUAAGGGCAUUUAAGAUUCUACGGGGGCAUAAAGCAUCAGUGCAAAGUGUUUCAGCGAGGUCUGCUGGAGACAUGAUCUGUUCUGGUUCUUGGGAUUGUACUAUAAAUUUAUGGAACGCGAAGGAGUUGGGUGCAGACGAUAAUCCUGUAACAGUCAAGAAGAGAAAAGUUAAUAAUCAAGUUGAGGAAUCUCAAAUGGAGGAGGAAGCUGUGUCUACACUUGUAGGCCAUACACAAUGUGUAUCUUCAGUGAUUUGGCCACUUCCGGAAACAAUAUAUUCUACUUCAUGGGAUCACUCCGUCAGACGGUGGGAUGUUGAGACCGGCAAAGAUUCGUUAAACAUAUUCUCUGGGAAAGUCCUCAAUUGCCUUGAUAUUGGAGGUGAAGCCUCUGCUUUGAUUGCUGCUGGAGGUUCUGAUCCUGUUGUCAGGAUAUGGGAUCCUCGCAAACCAGCAAGUUCUGCCCCCAUCUUCCAGUUUUCGUCACACACUUCUUGGAUUUCGGCUUGCAAGUGGCACGAUAAAUCUUGGUUUCAUCUACUUACCGCAUCGUAUGACGGGAAGAUAAUGCUAUGGGAUUUGAGGACUGCUUGGCCUCUGGCUGUCAUUGAUUCUCACAAAGAUAAGGUUUUUUGUGCCGACUGGUGGAGAGGUGAUUGUGUGGUUAGUGGCGGGAUGGACUCAAAACUGCGGAUUUCUUCAGGGAUACCUAUUCAAUGAGGUCCUCAAUAUGAUCAUGAGCUCAUCUGGUGAAAGUUGCAAUCGUGCUUUUAAUGACGGUAACCAUGCUUGUAAUUAACACCUUGCUGCUGAUGUUUUUUCCAAAUCUAUAUAUGAGAGCUUGGUUGGGAUUCACGAAUUCUAAUAAGCAUACAAAGUCCAAAUCUAUGAGGAGUUAUUUAUCAAGAGUUGUUCCAAGCCUAUCCAGCUUUGGUUUGCUAAGACCAAGAUUUGCCUUAUGAUUCGGCAGUUCAUGGAAAUUUUCUGCGGGCAAGCACCGUCAGUCUGGGAGCCUCUUGACUGAUUAAAGACAAUCUUUAAGCCUUUAAAAUGUAUCAUUUGAUUUAGAUGUUGCAGAAAAUAGCUGGAUGUCUAUGCAUCCGAUUUUGCGUUUGCACGUGCGAGUAUGCUCUUCUGUUGUUCACAUAUUAUAUUGUGAGGGGAAAGAGGAUGUUUUCAGAUUCGAUAAUUGCAUUCCGGAUAACGGUUGUUAAUUGACUUUCAUUAGGCUGAUUUUUCUUUAGUGAAAUCGAUUUUAGGUGAAUUUUGU
Rhodamnia argentea is the source of this 1952-nucleotide messenger RNA. RefSeq names its product ribosome biogenesis protein WDR12 homolog. The record is from RefSeq and is a predicted model, not a curated record. The coding region runs from base 110 to 1402 and encodes 430 amino acids. The transcript has 14 exons. Gene Ontology annotation, biological process: ribosome biogenesis. Gene Ontology annotation, molecular function: protein binding. Gene Ontology annotation, cellular component: preribosome, large subunit precursor. Lineage: Eukaryota; Viridiplantae; Streptophyta; Magnoliopsida; Myrtales; Myrtaceae.